Molecule: messenger RNA, 1049 nt
Organism: Triticum aestivum (bread wheat)
Lineage: Eukaryota; Viridiplantae; Streptophyta; Magnoliopsida; Poales; Poaceae
Product: bidirectional sugar transporter SWEET16
Exons: 6
Coding region: 220-957 (245 amino acids)
Biological process (GO): carbohydrate transport
Cellular component (GO): membrane
Molecular function (GO): sugar transmembrane transporter activity
Source: RefSeq, a predicted model, not a curated record
AGUACGUAGGACCAGAGCUCCAAUUUGUGGCCUCCUGUCUCUCUCACACAGCACAGGCGCAGGCUUGGUCGUGCUGCGCUGUUCGAUGGAUGCCCUUUUAUUUUGGAGGAGCUCGUCCUUUCGUCCUCCUCAUUAAGUUUGAUGCACCUCUUCUUCCUCCUCCCUUCCACCGGAGCCGGGUUUAUCUUUGGCUAGCUGCCACCUGCGCCUCUGCGCGCCAUGAACUCCACUCUCUUCAUCAUCGGCGUCAUAGGGAACAUCAUCUCGGUUCUGGUCUUCAUUUCUCCCAUCCCGACGUUCUGGAGGAUCGUGAGGAGCAGGUCUACGGAGGACUUCGAGGCGGCGCCGUACGUGCUCACGCUGCUCAACACGCUGCUAUGGCUCUACUACGGCCUCACCAAGCCCGACGGCCUGCUCAUCGCCACCGUCAACGGCUUCGGGGCCGUCAUGGAGACCAUCUACCUCGUGCUCUUCCUCGUCUACGCCGCCGACAAAGGCAAAAGGGUGAAAACCGCAAAGUUGGUGGCAGUGUUGGACAUUGGGUUUUUCGGGGUCGUUUUCGCAGCCACAACAUUUGCCAUUGGUGGGCUGGACAUAAAAAUCAUGGUUAUUGGCUUGAUAUGUGCAUGCCUUAGCGUGUUCAUGUACGGGUCCCCACUCGCUGCCGUGAGAAGGGUGAUCACCUCAAGGAGCGUGGAGUACAUGCCCUUCUUCCUCUCCUUCUUCCUCUUCCUCAAUGGAGGAGUCUGGGCCACGUAUGCCAUACUCGACAAAGAUGUCUUCCUUGGGGUCCCUAAUGGAACAGGCUGCUUCUUGGGCGCCAUCCAGCUGGUUAUCUAUGCGGUGUACAUGAACAGUAGGGUCGCCUCUCACUCUCAUGGCAGCGACGAAGCAGCUUCCCUUUUGUCCUCUGAGGCCAGCAAACAUGGCCAGCACGAUGCAUCCACUCGUGUUUAGUGAUUGUGUAAAAUUAUGUAAUUUUCGCCGAGUAAAGCCCAAUUCUUAUCACAUACUUUGAUAUUUUUUAAAGCUAGUUAGAGCAUCUUCAA